Fusarium pseudograminearum CS3096 is the source of this 1296-nucleotide messenger RNA. RefSeq lists its product as uncharacterized. The record is from RefSeq and is a predicted model, not a curated record. Bases 1 to 1296 code for a protein of 431 amino acids. Gene Ontology annotation, molecular function: purine nucleosidase activity. Gene Ontology annotation, cellular component: cytosol. Gene Ontology annotation, biological process: purine nucleoside catabolic process. Lineage: Eukaryota; Fungi; Ascomycota; Sordariomycetes; Hypocreales; Nectriaceae. The transcript is spliced from 4 exons.
AUGGCUCCGAAACAGAAGAUCAUUCUCGACACUGAUCCUGGUGUCGAUGAUAUUCUAGCUUUGCUUCUCGCCCUCAGUGCCAAACCUGAGGAGCUCGAGGUUCUUCUGGUAUCUGUCACAUACGGCAACGUUCCUCUGCAGAGCUGCCUUCGAAAUGUGGUAUCUGCCUUCCAUGUCAUCGAAAAGGAGCUCGAAUGGAGGAAGUCUACAGGCAAGCCCGAAGGCUUUGGUGCCAUGAAGGCGAACAAGCCCAUCGUGGCUGUUGGCCCUGAUCAUCCUCUUUGUGACGAGGAGUUAAUGGCUGACUACUUCCAUGGAAUUGAUGGCUUGCAUAACGUUCAUGAGGCCCAUCCUGAUUUGUCUCCAGCUGAUACCUGGAAAGGCAUCUUCGGCGAUGGUGCCGAGGGAGGUGAACACUCCCCUCUAUUCACACCUUCCAAGGCUCCUUCUCACCAGGAGAUUCUUCGAAUUCUAAAGGAGAACCCCGCCGAUACUGUCUCCAUUCUAGCAGUUGGUCCUCUCACAAAUGUUGCCCUGGCAGCCGCAGAAGACCCCGAGACUUUCCUCCGUGCGAAGGAGCUCGUCGUUAUGGGCGGAGCUGUCAAUGUCGAGGGAAACUGCACUCCUGUUGCAGAGUUUAACUGCUACGCUGAUGCUGUAGCUGCUGCGCGAGUUUAUGCCUUGACUUCUCUCAAGCCAAGCUCCACGAUGCCUAUUAUUCCCAAGGAGCUCUCAACACUAAAGGCAUACCCCGAAAAACUUUCCCGCCAACUUAAGCUCACCCUUUGCCCUCUUGACAUUACAACACCUCACCUUAUUGGCAAGAAUUACUUCAAGGAAAACAUCCAGGCUCAUAUUGAUGCCGGUAGUCCUCUUGCCAGGUGGGUAUCACACUUCGUCACAGCCUCGUUCAAGAAGAUCGAGGAGAUGGAGGGAGACGAAAACGAGCCCGGCCUGUCUCUACAUGAUCCUCUAACAGUCUGGUAUAUGCUGACCCGGGACGAUCCUAAGUGGAAGACUCCUGAGAGGCUUGAGGAUAUUCGUGUGGAGACCAGCGGUCAAUGGACACACGGAAUGCACGUAGUUGAUCGUAGGUUCAGGAAGAAGCCCGCUGAGGCUGCAGUUACUCUCUCGACCAACCCUACUGAGGACCCUAAAAUCCUGACCCUGGACGAGGUGCCUGGCGACGACCACGCCUGGUUGAGUGUGCUCAAGGGUAAUCGCCUCAACCGAGUUAUUGAUUCUCCUGGUCACGACAUCUUCAAGGAAGUGCUCAUGCAGCGAAUCUUCGGAUAG